AUGACACAGACAGCACUCACGACGGCGACACUCACCAUCGACGACAUUCUUGCCGACCUCGCCGUCCUCAGCGGGACAGAAGGCAGCAACAGCGCCUCUGCUCUUGCCUCUGGUUCAGCUGCACAGGCUCAGCAGCAACAUCCCAUCCUCUCCCUCGGUCGGUCCUUCGUGGCCCCCGAAUCCCUCUCCCGCUCUGAGAUCGCCUCGACGACCUCCUCCUCCUCUUCAAAUCUCGGUGGAAGCGACGCAGACCCGCUCGCAUCUUUGCUGGAAGACGAUACGACGAGGUUGAAGACUCUCCUGCGCUCCCUCGAGCAGGGAGGCGCAGAGGGGAAGGAAGACAUUAGUGCCCAGCUGGAGAUCGUGCGCUUGUUCCUCGCUUCCUCCGAUAGCACCUUAGUUUCCCUCAACAAGAGCCAUCAGACCAGGGGUACCGAUGGGCAGGACGGAGGGACAGGCAAUGAGAUUGAGAACUUGCAUACCCGUGUUGCUCGAGUGCAGGCGGAUCUAGAUCAGCUGGAGAGACAGCUUGAAGCGGCGAGGAGUAAGCUGGACUGA
Messenger RNA from Microstroma glucosiphilum, 558 nucleotides. RefSeq lists its product as hypothetical. Bases 1 to 558 code for a protein of 185 amino acids. The transcript has a single exon. NCBI's taxonomy places the organism in Eukaryota, Fungi, Basidiomycota, Exobasidiomycetes, Microstromatales, Microstromataceae. The record is from RefSeq and is a predicted model, not a curated record.